Messenger RNA from Galendromus occidentalis (western predatory mite), 1361 nucleotides. RefSeq names its product centrosomal protein 164. NCBI's taxonomy places the organism in Eukaryota, Metazoa, Arthropoda, Arachnida, Mesostigmata, Phytoseiidae. Gene Ontology annotation, molecular function: protein binding. The record is from RefSeq and is a predicted model, not a curated record.
CGUCUGAUCGAGCGUGGAGCAUUUGAAACUUCGUGAAAUCGACGUUGAGCUUGAGUGGACAGACGGGAAAACCGUGAUUUCGAAUGUCGAACGCCUCACGAAGAACGGCUAGACUCCUCAAGGAGACGACGGCUCUGAGUGAUGAGCCUCCCCCCGACGAAGACGUUCGAACUUUCGCGGAACACAUAGGCAUCAGGCUGCCCGCGGAGGAUGAUCUCUUGUGGAUAGCGCAAUGUGCACUCAAAGCUGCGCUUCCUCCCCCAUGGAUGCCCGUCGAGGAUUCCGAAGGUCGAGUUUACUAUUACAACACGGUGACGCAGGAGUCAUGUUGGGAGCAUCCGUUGGACACCUACUACAAAAUGCUCGUGAAACAAGAGCGUUUCAAAAUGAUCACGAAAGCUACGAGUCAACGUCAGCAGCGAAAUUCCGAGGACAGUGGGACAUCACUGAUGUCUUCGCUGGACGACGUACCACCCUUGUCGACGGCCACGUCGGCCAAAGAAUCGGAUAGUGUUUUUCACAUGUCCCUUCGACGGAAACCAACUCCACACAAAAGCAAGAGCAGAUCUUGUCCGUCGGGCCUAAAUCGGACCUCAAGAAAAAAACAAGCCGUGCUAAUAUCUGAGAAUCAAAGUUCGACUGUGAAGAUUCGCGAAGAGGCCUACGUUGUGAAGGAGCUCGUGCUGCAGAAGAAGCAGCUAAUGGCCGAAUUGAACAAGCUCAAAAAUGAGGUUCGAAAGUAUCAGUUCAUUCGUGAGCGGAUAAAAUUUUCGCCCCAGUCGGAGUUACCCAAGAGCUCUCUGAUUUACUCCCUGGGUCGUCAAGACGGAGGUUGCCAAACGGAUGUCUCGAUGGGGGCUUCAACUCCCAAACCUCGCAAUAGAAAAUCGUUCUCUUCCUCAAAUUCUGUUUCGCCUAUGAUCAAUGCUUAUUCUACACUGCCAACGACCAAACAGGAGCAUCAAGCCAGGGUAUCACACGACGAUCUGCUCAGGAUUAGUGAGAGAGUUGAUCAAUUGAGGCAGCGACAUACCGAAAUCGCGCUCAAGGCCGUCAAAGAAGUGCUGGAGGAUCCGAUCCCAGGCGACCACGUACCUUACGCAAGCCACGGAAGUCCUACGCCGAACUACCCUAUUCAAAGCGGUCAAAUGCUUGAGCCACCUCUGGAUUUCCGUUCGAUUAACGUCUCCAAUGUGCAUCCGGUGGCGACGUCGACGUCCUCAGGAGCGGCGGCCGGCUACCCACGUUUAGUUAUGCAACCGGGUCAGCAGAUGACCUCUCAGGAAGAGUGGGUACGCCGGCUGGUCAAACUCCGCUGCGGAAUCAAUGAGUGUAAGCUGAAACAACUCGCUAUAAAGUGA